GUAUAUAGGCAGAACAUCUCAACCGACACUGUGAACUCUUGACUCCAUUCUAGACACAUUUUCGCACAUUCACAAUGACACAAAAAGACCAGAAGAUCUUGAUCAUCGGUACAGGCACUUUCGGAGCCAGUACUGCAUAUCACUUGGCAAAGAGAGGUUACACAAACAUCACUUGCAUCGACAAGUGGCCAUAUCCCAGUCUCGACUCUGCAGGCUACGACAUUAACAAAAUCAUCAGAACAGAAUACGAUGAACCUCUCUACGCAGAAAUGGCCCUCGAAGCCAUCCAAGCCUGGCGAACCCCAAUGUACACCGACAUAUUCCACGAGACCGGCUGGAUUUUAACCACCCUCGGCGACCCAAAAGCAACCGACCACCUCAAAAAGUCAUACGAAAAUCUCAAAAACAAAGGUCAAGCUCACAAUAUCGAUUUCGUUAGUGGCAAAGACGAAAUUGUCAGAUAUGUGCCACAGCUGAAGAACGCCCGCAAUAUCGAUAAUUGGAAGGGAUUGUGGAAUGAACAGGCUGGAUGGGCGCAUGCGGCGAAUGCGAUCAAGAAGGUUGCGGAUGAGGCGGCGAAGAUGGGUGUGAGGUUCAUCUCUGGUCCGAGUGGUGAGAUGGUCGGACUGGAGACUGAAGGCGAUAAAGUCACUGGUAUCAGGGUCAAGUCCGGUGAAAUUCACCACGCGGACAAAUACAUUCUCUCCACUGGCGCCGCAUCACCCGCCCUCCUCCCGGAACUCCACACCGAACUAUGGUCGAAAUGCUGGACUUAUGGACUACUGGAAUUGACAGAAGAAGAAGCCUCACAAUUCAGAAACAUGCCGGUCGUCUUGAACCACGAACUUGGUUUCUUCUUCGAACCCAGUCGCGAAGGCAGACUGAUAAAAAUCUGCAACGAGUUCCCCGGCUAUCAAUGGCGAAAAGGCGAAUUUACCGAUGCGAACGGCAAAACACACAAAUAUUCAGUACCGCGAUACGCCAGCGAGUACCCCGGAGAUGGGAUUCCAGAGGAAGCCAUGAACGCCAUCAAGCACUUCAUCUCAACAGUCAUUCCGCAAUUUGAGGGCAGAGAGAUCAAAGGUGCGAAAGUGUGUUGGUGUACUGAUUCGCCUGAUGCGCAUUAUUUGAUUGCCAAUCAUCCCAAGUAUCCUGGAGGUGAGCUGUUGCUUGCGACGGGAGACAGUGGACAUGCGUUCAAGAUGCUACCGAUCAUUGGCAAGUACAUCAGUAAUGCUGUGGAGGGGGACUUCAAGCCAGAGUGGCGAUAUGGUAACCGCAAGCAUUUGGACAGCGGCAGACCAGGAGACGAGGUGAAAGAUCUCAAAGACGUCGGUAUUGGUGGUCCUCAAGCAAGACUGUAG
Messenger RNA from Aureobasidium pullulans EXF-150, 1364 nucleotides. RefSeq names its product putative sarcosine oxidase. The transcript is spliced from 2 exons. The record is from RefSeq and is a predicted model, not a curated record. NCBI's taxonomy places the organism in Eukaryota, Fungi, Ascomycota, Dothideomycetes, Dothideales, Saccotheciaceae. Gene Ontology annotation, molecular function: sarcosine oxidase activity; flavin adenine dinucleotide binding; saccharopine oxidase activity. Bases 75 to 1364 code for a protein of 429 amino acids.